GCGUGUUUGAAAGCGAAGACAUCUCGCACGUGGAAGGUGAUAUAAACCCAAUACGGGAUCUGGAGAUUAUUGAAGAUGAAUUGCGCCUGAAGGAUUUAGAUUAUGUCCUUAAAGAGUGGGACAAACUGGAGAAAGCGGUCAUUCGCGGGGGUGACAAAAAACAACAACCUGCAUUUGAUUGUCUUACUAGAGUCAGAGAUUUGUUGGCCAACGAGAAGCGAAGUGUCCGGUUCGGUGAAUGGAAUCCGUGCGAGAUCGAAAUACUGAACGAACACCUGUUCAUCACAGCAAAACCGGUUGUUUAUCUCAUCAAUAUGUCCGAAAAGUCUUUCACCAAGAAAAAGAAUAAGUGGCUACCAAAAAUUAAAGAAUGGGUAGAUGCGCACGAUCCCGGUGCCACCAUCAUCCCCCUCUCGGUGGAGAUGGAACUUAAGUUGAGCGAAAUGUCCCCCGAAGAGGCCAGCGAGUUCACCAAAGAACAUAACACAUCGAGUGUUUUACCAAAGAUUAUUCGCGCUGGUUACCAAGCUUUGCAGUUGCAGUAUUUCUUCACCUGUGGUAAGGAUGAAGUGAAGGCUUGGACGAUUCAACAGAAAGGCACAAAGGCUCCUCAAGCUGCCGGUCGAAUUCACACGGAUAUGGAGCGAGGCUUUAUUAUGGCGGAAGUGAUGAGCUACGAUGACUUCAAGGCCGAGGGUUCCGAAGCGGCGGUUAAAGUAAGUGAUUCCGUUACCCUCUUCGGUGUAGUUUUCCUGUGUAUGGGGUGA
This is a messenger RNA of Echinostoma caproni, 767 nucleotides long. Lineage: Eukaryota; Metazoa; Platyhelminthes; Trematoda; Plagiorchiida; Echinostomatidae. The record is from the annotation of a GenBank genome assembly.